Messenger RNA from Polyodon spathula (Mississippi paddlefish), 6178 nucleotides. Its product is annotated as collagen alpha-5(IV) chain-like. Gene Ontology annotation, molecular function: extracellular matrix structural constituent. NCBI's taxonomy places the organism in Eukaryota, Metazoa, Chordata, Actinopteri, Acipenseriformes, Polyodontidae. The transcript has 54 exons. Bases 161 to 5242 code for a protein of 1693 amino acids. Gene Ontology annotation, cellular component: basement membrane; collagen trimer. The record is from RefSeq and is a predicted model, not a curated record.
UCGGUUCUUGCAGAAGGGAGUUGGUUCUGCACGGAACUGUUGGUAGACAUUUAACUGUCCGUUGUAACAUUUUGAAAAGUGUUUUUAAGUUUUUUUAGGAAUAUGUCUAGUCCCACAUUCAGCUGUAUAUAUCAGUGCUGAGUAGACCAUAGUGUAGAAAAUGAAUAUUAAAAACAGGUUCCGAAGCGUUGGUCUCUGUUUCCUAGUUGUAGUGCUAUACAUCUGGGUAGAGAAUUCAGAAUCUGCGGCUUGCCAUGGCUGUGCAUCGGGAUCAAAGUGUGACUGCAGCGGAGUGAAAGGGGAGAAGGGAGAGAGGGGAUUCCCAGGGUUACAAGGCCAGCUGGGACUGCCAGGAUUCCCAGGCCCUGAGGGACCGAUCGGGGGUCGAGGGGUGAAGGGGGAUGAUGGCCCACCAGGACCAGGGGGUCCCAAAGGAAUCCGAGGACCUCCAGGACUACCAGGAUUCCCAGGAACACCGGGACUUCCAGGUCUCCCUGGACAGGAUGGGCCCCCGGGUCCUAUGGGUACACCAGGGUGCAACGGAACGAAGGGAGAAAGAGGAUUCCCGGGAAGCCCAGGAUUCCCAGGUUUACAGGGUCCCCCGGGUCCAGUUGGUAUACCAGGAUCCAAGGGUGAUCCGGGCGAGGUGAUCUCAUCUAGUCGAUAUGGACAGAAAGGUGAACCAGGCCUGCCCGGGCUCCCAGGGGUUCAGGGUAAUACAGGGCUACAGGGUGUAUCGGGGCCCAUUGGGCCCCCAGGACCUCCAGGUUAUCAGGGCCCCCCCGGUCCCCCUGGUUUGCCUGGCCCCAAGGGUAAUAUGGGCUUAAAUUUCCAAGGUCCUAAAGGUGAAAAGGGCGAUCUCGGUCUCCAGGGGCCUCCUGGCCCUCCGGGGGUGAUAGGUGAACAGAAGCAGCCUAACGGGGCUGAGGUGCAGAGAGGAGACAAGGGUGAUGUUGGGUCACCUGGCCCACCAGGGCCUCCAGGGCAACCAGGCUUUCCAGGUCCCCCUGGUGGUCCAAAGGGUGAGAAAGGGGAGCCAGGUGAAGCAGGAAAGAGGGGAAAGCCUGGUAAAGAUGGUGAUCCCGGUGAGCCAGGUUUUCCGGGUCAGCCAGGGGAUCCUGGAUUUCCAGGACUACCAGGAAGAGAAGGCGAGCUGGGUGAGAAGGGUAACCGUGGUUACCCUGGCCCCCCUGGAAUUGUUGUCAGUGACCCUGGUUCAGAUAGAGUUGGACAGAAAGGUGAUGUUGGACACCCAGGAUCCCCCGGGCGGAAGGGUGAAACUGGCUUACCUGGUUUGCAAGGUCCUCCUGGUCAACCCGGUUCUCCUGGUCUGGUUCUGCCUGGUAACCGUGGUCCGCCUGGCUACCCUGGAGAGCGCGGGCAGAAGGGAGACGAGGGCCCACCUGGAGUUUCUCUUCCGGGCCCUCCUGGGAUCGAUGGGAGACCUGGAGCCCCUGGACCUGCUGGCCCUCCGGGCCUUCCAGGGACCACAGGCCCCACUGCAGGUGACCUGUGCCUGCCGGGUCCUACUGGCUUACCUGGGCAGGUGGGGGAGCGAGGAUUUCCUGGAGAGGCAGGACAGAAAGGUGAAAAGGGCGAUACCUGCAUCGACUGCUUUGGGGACGUCGAAAGAGUGCCUGGUCCUCAAGGACCCCCGGGACUACCAGGGACUCCAGGGGUUCCUGGAUUCAGUGGGCAGAAAGGAGACAGAGGGUUCCCAGGUGGACCGGGGCCUAUGGGUCCUCCAGGUUUGCCCGGCCUGCCAGGCACUCCUGGUUUUCCUGGUUCUAAAGGCGAUCCCGGCUCUGCCAUUGCGCUUCCUGGCAUGAAGGGCGACAAAGGAGAUCCAGGAUUCCCGGGGUCACCGGGCCUGCCUGGGUUGGAUGGGACGCCAGGUCAGGAUGGCCAGCCAGGAGUUCCUGGAGCCAAAGGGGAUCCUGGUUCCGCUGCAUUCAAAGGCGAAAGAGGUCCUCCAGGAGAUCCAGGCCCUUCAGGUUUCCCUGGGGAGAGGGGUCCGAUGGGCCCUCCAGGAUUUGGGCCCCAGGGUCCCCCAGGAGAGAAGGGGGUCCAGGGUGUGUCUGGUCGUCCGGGCUCUCCCGGAGCUCCAGGUUCUAAAGGAGACCCUGGCCAAACUGUGUCAGAACCAGGCUCUCCUGGGCCAAGAGGGUCGCCAGGAGAUCCCGGGUUUCCAGGGAGACCAGGUGAAUCAGGACAGCCAGGGCAGCCAGGCUUCCCAGGUGUGGGAGGACUGAAGGGUGACGCCGGCCCCCCUGGUAUAGGUCUUCCAGGACUCCCCGGACAAAAAGGCUUCCCUGGAACACCCGGCCCGCCCGGACAACCAGGAAACCCAGGCAGACCAGGCCUCGAUGGGUUCCCCGGGACACCGGGCUUACCGGGAGCCAAGGGAGAGCCAGGUUUUGGGCUUCCUGGACCUCCAGGCCUCCCAGGAAUUCCAGGAUCAAAGGGAUUCCCAGGACCAAAAGGAGACCCCGGAUUCCCUGGAUCCCCUGGUCAGCCAGGGGCCCCAGGCUUCAAUGGAACUCCAGGGCCUAAAGGUGAUGGUGGUAUUCCUGGCACACCAGGAACCCGCGGCCCCACAGGCCCCCCAGGGAUGGGUAAUCCGGGCCCCCCUGGACCUUCAGGGCCCCCCGGACCUAUCGGCCCACCAGGUGACCAAGGAUUUCCAGGCAGUAACGGAGAGAAGGGUGACCCCGGCCCCCCGGGGCUAGACAUCCCGGGCCCACCUGGUGACCGUGGUAGCCCUGGCUUUCCUGGGGGUCCAGGCCAGCCGGGAUCCACAGGCCCGCCCGGCCCACCCGGUAGAGACGGACUGCCGGGACUGCCAGGUGCGAAGGGUGAAAUGGGUGUGAUGGGAACGCCAGGCCCACAGGGACCCCCAGGUAGCCCCGGAGCCAAUGGAUUCCCCGGACCCAAAGGUGAUGAUGGCUAUCCCGGUCAGGCAGGAACCCCCGGAUUCCCUGGAGGGAAAGGGGACAAGGGUGAAUCAGGGCUGCCUGGCCCUCCUGGACGAGUGGACCCCAGUCAGGAGUACAAGGGACAGAAAGGAGACUCCGGCCUGCCAGGCCCACCUGGUUUGCCCGGUCAGAAGGGCUUCCCCGGUCUAACUGGAGACCCUGGAUUGCCAGGACAGGAUGGCCUCCCAGGAUUACCAGGUCCAGGAGGUCUCAAAGGAGACCCAGGAAACCCCGGCCAGCCAGGAUCCAGUGGCAUUCCAGGACAGAAGGGUGCCAUGGGAGAGAUGGGCUUCCCUGGUCCUUCUGGUGCUAAAGGUUCUCCUGGAGGAUCAGGAAGGCCAGGUCAGCCCGGACAGCCAGGCAGCCCCGGAUUAAGAGGAGAAAAGGGAGACCCUGGUCUGCCCGGUGUGGGAGUGCCAGGUUUGCAUGGCCCCAAGGGUGAUCCAGGCCAGCCCGGAUUCCCUGGUUCCCCUGGGCCGAAGGGCUCAGCAGGUACCCCCGGUCUGCCAGGACUGCCAGGGAGCCCCGGGGUGAAGGGAGACCCCGGCCUGCCAGGAUUCCAGGGUCCCUCUGGGAUCCCUGGUCCGAAGGGUCUUGAUGGAGCUCCGGGUGGCCCUGGUCUCAGUGGCUCCCCUGGAAGGCCUGGCUCGCCGGGCAGCCCAGGAAGUCCAGGCCUCCCUGGAGAGAAGGGACAAGCUGGACGGGACGGCAUUCCGGGGCCUGCCGGAAACAAAGGAGACCCCGGUCCGCCUGGCUUCGGACGUCCCGGAUCCCCAGGUCUCCCAGGAUUACCAGGCCAAAAGGGAGAUCCUGGUUUCCCUGGCGCCCCAGGUAGCAAUGGCUUUACAGGUCAGAAAGGUGAACAAGGAUUCCCAGGGUUGCCUGGUCCACUAGGCCCCCCUGGUCCCCCUGGCCCCCCAGGCCAGCCCCGAGAAGGACCCAAGGGGAACCCAGGAGCACUGGGCCCCCCUGGGAGGAAUGGUUCUCCAGGUCAUCCAGGUCAGCCAGGUCGAGAAGGUCCCCCUGGGCCCCCAGGCAACGGUGGAGUGAAAGGAGAGAAGGGCAACCCAGGCAGUCCUGGCCAGCCUGGAUUCCCAGGCCUCAAGGGAGAGACUGGACCUCCAGGAUUUUCAGGUACCCCUGGUAUUCGUGGAGGAAGUGGUCAAAAAGGAGACACCGGCUACCCAGGCGUGCCAGGAUUCCCAGGGAUGAAGGGUCUUCCUGGGACCCCCGGUGCUGCCGGAUUAACAGGAGAUCCUGGUGAACCCGGCCCUGUAGGUCCCCCAGGGCUUCCUGGUCCAGCCUCUGCUCCCAUAACAGUGAAGGGAGAGCGAGGAUUCCCGGGGCCCCCAGGCCAGCCUGGCAGUCGCGGGCCCCCAGGACCCCCAGGCCAUUCAGGCCUGCCAGGACCGAUAGGACAAUCUGGAGAUCCUGGACGAGAUGGUGUCCCUGGCUUCGAUGGUCCUCCAGGACUUAAAGGAGACUCCGGUCCAUCUGGACAACCAGGUCAGCGUGGUUUCAACGGCCCUCCUGGUCCUGAUGGAUUACAGGGUCCCCCCGGCCCCCCUGGGACCGCCUCAGUCGCCCAUGGCUUCCUGAUCACCCGCCACAGCCAGAGCGAGGAUGUGCCACAGUGCCCGACCGGCACUAGCUCUAUCUACGACGGCUACUCCCUGCUGUAUGUGCAGGGCAAUGAGCGGGCACAUGGACAGGACCUGGGUACGGCAGGAAGCUGUCUGCGUCGCUUCAGCACCAUGCCCUUCAUGUUCUGCAACAUCAACAACGUGUGUAACUUCGCCUCCAGGAACGAUUACUCCUACUGGCUCUCCACUCCCCAGCCCAUGCCAAUGAGCAUGGCGCCUAUAACCGGGGAGAGCAUCCAACCGUUCAUCAGCAGGUGUACAGUGUGUGAAGCCCCUGCCAUGGUAAUCGCUGUGCACAGCCAGACCAUCCAGAUCCCCUCCUGCCCUCAGGGCUGGUCCUCCCUCUGGAUCGGAUACUCCUUCAUGAUGCACACCAGUGCAGGCGCGGAGGGCUCCGGGCAGGCCCUGGCAUCACCCGGCUCCUGUCUGGAGGAGUUCCGCUCCGCCCCUUUCAUUGAGUGCCACGGCCGUGGCACCUGCAACUACUACGCUAACUCCUACAGUUUCUGGCUGGCCACUAUUGAGCUGUCAGAAAUGUUCAGUAAACCUCAGUCAGAGACUCUGAAAGCAGGUAACCUGGGUUCCCGAAUAAGCCGCUGUCACGUAUGCAUGAAGAGAACGUAACCCUUCAGAGCACACAAGCAACGAGGUGCAAAUCCCAGUUGCAUUGUCUUCCAGUUCAACUAAACAAGGUGCUACUGUGCAACACAACACAGACUUUCUCAAGUAAACAAACCCAAAACGUACCUCAGAGUGCCGUAGCGGAGAGGUGUACGGUGCAUUUUCUCAGACAGGCUGAGAGAAGAUUGAAAAGUUUUUACAUUUUAUUUUUAUUGUUGCAACACAUUCGCAAAGAAGUGCAUUGGGUGUGUUUUUGAGAAGAAGGAAUUCUCUCCAUGUUCCCGAACCGGCACUUUGUCAUACGAUUCGCAGAGAAGUGAUGCACUGAAGACUCGAGAGUGAGACUGCGUUUUAUUUUUUUUCUUUUCAUUUUUUUUUUUCUCAUGGUGCUACUAACACUACUGUAUCCCUGACUCAAUUGUAACCCUUCUUUUAUUGUAAGUAAUACAAUGUGUAUAUUGUGUAAACCACCUUUUUAGUGUAAAAGUUUCAACAACGUGCAUUGUUGUUGAGGGUCACGCUUUUGCUCACACACAGACGGUAAAAAGUGAACGUACUAGAAAUAAAACAGUAUUUAAGAUUCAGUUGUGUAAACUGUAUUUGGCAAUGGAGGGUUUUUAUAACUUUCUGAUCGUAAAUCUUUCAAAAAAAUAACUACUGAUUUUACAAGUAUGUACACAGGAAAUCCCACUAUUAGCGUCUUUUGAAAAUGUAUUAUAAAAUAGUACUCUCUUUUUUCUGGGUUUUAAGAUAUUUUAUGCCAUUUAACUAAAAGGGGCUGAUCUUUUUCCGAAAUGGUAUUAUGUGGAAUCAUGACAUUAGCCAUACUAGCAACCUUUUUAAAUGUCUGAAUUAGGUUUUUAUAUAACACAAAAACAUUUGUAAAGCAAAUUUUUUUUUUUUUUAACUUCCAUACUAGCCCUUUUAAAUAAAUUCAGU